Rotaria sp. Silwood1 is the source of this 234-nucleotide messenger RNA. Lineage: Eukaryota; Metazoa; Rotifera; Eurotatoria; Philodinida; Philodinidae. The record is from the annotation of a GenBank genome assembly.
AUGAAAUAUGUUCGCCGUAUGAGUGGAAAUAUUCCUAUUCAUUAUACAACGAAUGUCUGGUCGAUCGAUGUUACUUUAUGUAUAUUAUUAUCAGGUCUUUCACCAUUUCUUGAUGAACAAACAUAUGAAAAUAUCAUAAAUAUUGAUUUUGGUUUUCAUGAAAGUCAAUUUUCUUAUGCAUGUCAAUCAGUAAAAAAACUAAUUCAAACAAUUUUUGUUCGCGAACCAAAGUAG